Molecule: messenger RNA, 3830 nt
Organism: Culex pipiens pallens (northern house mosquito)
Lineage: Eukaryota; Metazoa; Arthropoda; Insecta; Diptera; Culicidae
Gene: Or83c
Product: putative odorant receptor 83c
Exons: 2
Coding region: 2157-2372 (71 amino acids)
Biological process (GO): sensory perception of smell; detection of chemical stimulus involved in sensory perception of smell
Cellular component (GO): plasma membrane
Molecular function (GO): olfactory receptor activity; odorant binding
Source: RefSeq, a predicted model, not a curated record
ACUUUUUGCGUUUCUCUUUGUUUCGUCGUCCGUGGCUGUCGCGGGUGACCAUGAACGGUCAUGAUCAACGACGACCAACGACGACCAACUUUAAGGGGUCGUACCGCCCCUCCGUCACGAGAUAUAAAAAAAACGGACCUCGGAUUCGUGAUCAGGGACAAAAGUUACCCCUUAGGACAAAGUUUCACGCAAAUCGAAGAGGGGUCGGGGCAACUUUUCCCGAUUUCGUGUGAGUUGGUAGAGAAUUACCAGUUUAUAUUUAUGUUUAUAGUUAAAUUAAAUUUAUUGAAUUUCCUGCAAAUUUUAGUAUUAAAUUUGUUUUCGAGAAUUUAAAAUGCAAUUUCUAACUGUAACUAGGAGUACUGUUGUUACAACCUACUAAAUACGGUCCUUAAAUCGUCGCUUGUGUGAUGUCUUGUGACACGUCCUAUCUUUUUACAGCAGACGUGUCACAAGAUAGCACACAAGUGACGAAAUCCUAACAAACCGUUACACAAAAUAUCGAUUGUUUUGAUGUUUACAGCUUGUUUGACACCUAAAGAUGGCCAUUCACUAAAAUUUGUGCGAUUCAAAAGCAAAAACGAAUGUCCGGGAUUCGAAGCACAACAAGUAAUUUCAAUUUUAAAAACUCUGAUGAAAAUUUAUUACAAUAGACAUAUUUUGCAAGCAUUCUCUUAAAAUUUAUGCACUCAUCUUGAUGAUAUUUCUGCAUUUCCAACAUAUUACUAUUUUUUUCGGAUUUCGAAUGAAUAAGUUAUUUUACUCAUUAGUCUUACUCAAUUUAUAGUUUUACACUUAAUACCUAUUCCAAAGAAGUAGAUCUAAAUAAACAAUUCGUCAUUUUCUUCAAGGUUGCUUUAGUGGAAACACUCCAGUGGAAAGUUACCGUCGUUAUAAAAAAGGUUAUAUUUUGUCAGGCUGUAUUUGCAAUAUUAAUUGAACAACUAAGCAACAUCUGCUUUCAAAAGCACAUAUUUCCCACCAUGCAAAAACAAUGUCUGAUUCAGUAGAACAUAGGUAGCGUUUCAGAAAAAAGGCGUUCAUAACAUGUAAAAUAAAAUUUACUCAUCAUUAUUAAUCAUGGACUCCAUCAAGAAGCUUUAUCGUUACAAGUUUUUUCAACAUACCCAAACGGAACCAUCCGAAUUUUACCAAAGCGUAGUGAUAACACCAAACAAAGCCGCUCGAUUCACCGGCCUCGAUGUGUUCACCGAAGGUUACAAGUUCUCCUGGAGGACUUUUUGUAUGAUCGUUUCAAUUUUGGUCUACAUUUACUGUUGUGUUUUCACGGCUUACGAGCUUCGCUGUAAUAUGGAGAAAUUGAUUUUCUGCCUUCUCACGAGUGGAUUGGCUCCACACAAAACUGUAAAAGUUUGGACUUUUUUGGUGUUUCAAAAGGAGCUUUACUGGUUUCAUCAAUACACCAAGGAUUUGUACCGCGAGGAGUGUAAUGAUCGUACCAAGUCCAUGUUGAUGAAAAAUGUUUCCUUGCUAAGUGUGACUGUUAAGUUGAUGUUGGUGGCUUAUACGUGCAUUUCUUCUGCCAUGGAUAUUGUUCCGAUCAUUUCUUCAGCUGUUUCUGGGGAGAAGACUCUCCCCUUUGGAUUUUACAUUCCGUUUUUGGAUCAUACAUCGUCGGUCGGAUUUGCAUGUAACUUUAUUAUACAAGGAGCUCUUACAGUGUAUGUGCUUUGCUCGGGAUAUGGAGCAGAUUGUAUCUAUUUGAUUGCCAUGGCUAGCUCAUUCACUCAGAUUGAUGUACUCAUGUCGGCUUUGAAAGAAUUGACCACGGAAAUCGAAGCAAAGAAGCAAGAUGUUGGCGAAUGUUUGAAUCAAAUAAUUGUUCGCCAUCAGGAACAUUUGAAGUAAGUUUUUCAUGACAUUUGAAUCUUUUUUAAUCAACUAUUCCAUUUCAAAGGUACUUGGGAACACUCGAAUCUGUGUUUCGAUUCUAUUUCCUGGUGAACUUUGUAAGUUUGGCACUGACUCUCAUUCUGUCAUGGUAUGCAGCAAUUAUCGUAAGAUCAUCAUUCAAUCCAAAAUAGUCGAAUUUCUAAACAUUUUUUUCGUAGCUCUCCUGGUACCAAGGGUAUGGCUUCAUUCUGUUUAUCAGCUAUGGACUGUUUUUCGGAUGUUUUUUGGGAACACUGCUGGCAAUGAAGAGUGAACAGCUGGAGCGUGCAAUUUACGACGUUCCCUGGUACAAGAUGUCACUGGCGAACCAGAAGUCUAUGAAGUUCCUGCUGAACUCGGCCCAAAAGCCCGUCAGUAUGACGUUCAUCUUUUACAAACUGGACGUGCCCACCUUUUUGCAGAUGUACAAAAUGAUCUACAGCACGUUCACCAUGCUACUGACGGUGCGUGAUGAGUAGAAAAGACACAACAAGUUGAGUCAAUCAUGAGGGUUUCAAAUCUGAACUUUACGCAAUGAAAUGGACAAAAAUCUACCACAUCUACCACAUAAUAAACAAAGGAGUUUUGUAAAAAUCCUUAAAUGUGCAAAACGUGAAAAAAAAUCACCAAGUAGUUGUUGUGAGUCAGCUUUCUAUAAAUUGACAUAAAAAAACACAGAAAUUGUAGAAUUGAACACAGAAAAACAUUGAUAAUAUGAAGUAUGAAUAAUUCAAAAACACGAUUAUAACAGGGCAUAAAAAUUCCUAAAACUAACAAUAACAAAGUUUUAGUGUUGUCAGGUUUAAAAUGAAAUAGAUACAAAGCAUACACAAUAAACUGGACAAACUAACUGGACCUCGAUUAUUUGAUUGUUAUGAUACUAUCGAGGAUUAAAUGUUAUCUAAAAAGAAAAUAAGGAAAAUCUAUUAAGGCGUCAUCCAUAAAGUACGUCACGCUCUAAGGGGGAAAUGGGGGUUGUCACAAGUGUGACAUAGUGUGACAAGGGGGAGAGGGGGGUCCGUGAGAUUGUGACGUCACGUACGACUAUUUCUUGAAUACUGAAAAUGUAGUCACAAAAUAUAGCUGAAAAAGGUUGAUGUUUGAUAAACAUAACUCAUAAAUUAAACACGAUACAAGGCUUUAAGAAACAUAAUUUUUAUGAUAGGAUAAAUAUACUUAAAUCAUAAGAUUAAAAAAAACUUUUGAUGGUGAUUUCUGUCACUACAACAUUCAACAAAAUAAAAAAAAUCUAAACGCUACAUGUAAAAAUAAAAAAACUUUUUCGAUUGAACUACGAAUUUAAAAUUAAUCCUAUUUAUAAAUCAUGUUUAAAUUGUACAAAAAUUAAGAUGGGGAUGGGGGGGGGGGGUCCGACAACACGUGACGUGCUUUUCGAGGGGAGGGGGGUCGUAUCCAGCUUUACAAAUUGUGUCAUAGGGGAGAGGGGGGUGAAUUUUGGCCGAUUUUAGCGUGACCAGGGUGGCCACUCAAGUCGGGAAAUCGGGAAAGUCGGGAAUUCGCCAAAAUCCGCCAAAAAUCGGGAAAAAGUCGGGAAUUUAUGAUUUUUUGUCAAAAUGUCGGGAAUUCUAAGCAUACUUGCUUGAAAAAAAUUUUUUAACACUUGAAUAAUUUUGUAAUAUUUUGUACAAUUUUCAAAUUGAAUUCACACAAUUCUGCUUUAAAUUUUUUAAGGAGUUUAUUUGAGUAUGGAAAAGCUGUUUAAGACAUUCAAAAUCUUAAUGAAUAUUGAAUGCCUUUGACACAGAUUUUCAUAAUAUUUUAUUAUUGUUUAUCAAACAAGAGGUAAAGUUAAUGAAAAACUAAUAUAAAAAUAGAGCCUAAUGGCUUAGUGGUGUAAUGAUUCUUUUUAAUUUUGUCACAUACACGGAGAAAAAUGAGUUCUCAAAAUCGUGAACAAGCGUUCAUGAAAUCCGGAA